GGUUGUCAUCAAGGAAGUAAUUUGACGACGACGCUGGAAGAAAAAUAUUUUUGUCUUAAAUCUACUAUCAUCUGGUUUAAUACUGUAAUUGGCCUCAAAUAAGUGAUUGGCUGAUUAUUAUCUAACAGUCGACCACAACGGGGACUUGGUUGUGGAUGCUUUUAUGAAUCCGAAAGACAAAAAACGAAGCCAUUUGUUCCAACUUGAAUUUUCCCCUGAGCGUUCGUUAUUCUGAGAAGAAAGGCAGCGGAGGGGCCCUGUCACAGGAACUCUAUUAUAUCCUCUCAUUCCGAAAACGACAACUUUUACUUGUUUUUAUAGUAAUAUAAUAUUGUUAACGAAAUGGCUUGUGGGGCUACCUUGAAACGGACUAUGGAUUUCGAUCCAUUGAUGAACCAGGCGUCCCCCAAAAGGAGAAGAUGCGCCCCUAUGUCUCCCGCAACCUCCACCUCAUCACCCCAGAAAUAUCUGCGCAUGGAGCCCUCACCAUUUGGAGAAGUGUCGUCCAGACUCACAACCGAGCAAAUCCUAAACAACAUCAAGCAGGAGUACAAGCGGAUGCAGAAACGAAGGCACCUGGAGAACAGCUUUUUGCAGUCGGAGGGCUGUUGUCCUUUGGAGUCACAAGCCCAUGGCUCCAUCCUUAGUGGGUCCAGUCUGCCAGGUGCUUCCUCUGGUGCCGUGUCCCCAUCUAGAAAAGAGCAGCCUCUGUUUACCUUGAAACAGGUUGGGUUGAUCUGUGAACGACUGCUUAAAGAACGAGAAGAGAAAAUACGAGAAGAAUACGAUGAAAUAUUGACUACAAAACUAGCAGAGCAAUACGAUGCUUUUGUCAAGUUCACUCAUGAUCAGCUAAUGCGGCGAUUUGGAGAGCAACCUGCUAGCUAUGUUUCCUGAGUGAAACCCUGUGUUUGAUGGAAUACCAGUUUCACGUUUUAUUCUUGCUGAAAAGUGCCCCAGCUGAUUCUCUGCCAACCGUAUGCUCCAGGGACUCAGUGGGUCUAGCUGGGCUUGUAGCAGUGCCAUACCUCUCCCGUGGGCACAUGGCAUCUCAGGCUUCUGUCCGUGGCAACUAUGUUCCCUUCAGCAACUGGUAUUUGGGACGCGUCCCAAAUGGCUCCCUAUUCCCUAUAACUGUACUCUGCUUUUGACCAGAGCCAAUACAGUCAGAUGGUGUACUAUGUAGGGAAUAGGGUGUCAUUAUUUUGGAUCGAAACGUUGGGGAGUGCUUCCUGCCAUCAACACGUAUACGGACCUCCGCCACCAAGUAACUCUACCUGUGGCCUCCCUUAUUUUAAUUGCCAUAUUGAUAUUUGCUAGGCUUUUUGUUUUUUUCCUGAUGCCUUUUAUAAAGUGACCUGCUGCUCCCAGGUGUGCUAUUGUCCCAGGACUGUUCCCAGGUGUGCCGGCCAUUGUCCCAGGACUGUUUGUGCCCUUGCCAGCUGCAUUGCCAUUCUUGUCAAGCCAAGACAGGUGACAAGGAUUUGGCAAUGAAGCCCUAAUCGACUGUCUAUGACUGCAACAAAACAUAGAUUUUUUUUAUUUGGUUCCAUAAACAUGCUUUUUUUAAAUGUUCUUGCAAAGAUGCCACAGCAAAUCAGCAUGUAUCUUUUUGAGAGAGAGGCGUUCACUUCAAAGAAAGUGGAUAAAUCACUGAAAAACCUGGACUCGAGGAGAGGACAUCCUGGCAUUCAUCAGUUAUGGUUAGAUUUUACUCUUGUAAAGGAUAUUUGUAAUACAAUUUUAUUUUUUUUGGUUUAGCUAUUGUUUAUCCUUUUUGAUUUUAUUAAAAAAAAAAUCUUUAAUUGGCUAUGUAGAUUAAUGGACCUGGGUUUGGGGAAAGCUAACUAAUAAAAGGUUUUCAUUAAAGGGUGA
Messenger RNA from Esox lucius (northern pike), 1875 nucleotides. RefSeq names its product akirin 2 (gene akirin2). The record is from RefSeq and is a predicted model, not a curated record. Bases 343 to 897 code for a protein of 184 amino acids. Lineage: Eukaryota; Metazoa; Chordata; Actinopteri; Esociformes; Esocidae. Gene Ontology annotation, biological process: positive regulation of innate immune response; positive regulation of transcription by RNA polymerase II. Gene Ontology annotation, molecular function: transcription coregulator activity. Gene Ontology annotation, cellular component: nucleus; chromatin. The transcript is spliced from 5 exons.